UGCCACCUCCCUGGUAUCUAUGCUGCGUGCACCCACUCCAUGUGCAGCGAGCCACUUUCCCCACCACCACCACACGGGAAAUCCCCACCUGCAGCCGCCGACCGGCGACAGGACCGCGAGAUAGAUGCCGCCCCGCCACCUCCUACGCCUCUCCGCCGCUCCCUCGCCACCGCCGCCUCGCACCCCCCGUGGGCCGCGAUGGGCCACACGGCCUGGACCGUCGGGGCGCCGGGCGCGCAGGUGCGCCUCGCCGAGCCGCCGCGCAUCUCCGAGGUGUACGUCCCGGAGCAGCUCCUCAAGACCGGCCCCCUCCCCGACCCCGACGGCGACUUCGUGCAAGGGCAUGGCGGCGCCGUCUGCGCCGCAAGCGCCGACGGCCUCCUCCUCCUCGUCUACGCGGAGACGCGCUUGUUUGCUCGCAUCGUCGCCAGGCAGGGCGGCCGUCCGCUGCGGCUGCCACCCCAAACCGACGCCCUCAAGAGCAUCGACCCCGACCACGUCCCCAACGUCACGCGCUUCGUCCUCAACCCUCUCACGCGCCAGAUAACCCGCCUCCCGAACCGCGUGACCAAGUUCGAGGUCUCCCCGCUUUUCAAUCUCCGCAUGGGCCUCCUCACCCAGGCCGAUCGCGGGCACGGGCCGCCUGACAAGUUCGCCGUCGCCGAGCUGCAGGAGGGGGACCUGAUGCUCCGGUUUCUCUCGGAAAAGGGCAGGUGGGAGAACGUGGUGCUCUCGCCGUGCCAGCUCCCGUCUGCGCGGCGAAUGAAGAUAGACCAGCCGGCGCUGGCGUUCGGCGGCCGCCUGUGGUGGGUCGACGUGACCUGGGGCGCAGUCUCCGCCGACCCCUUCACCGAUCGGCCGGAGCUCUCCUUCAUCGAGCUGCCGAGGAGCAGCGUGCUGCCUGCAAGGAGCCCGCUGCCUGAAGCCGAGGGCGAGGUGUCUUGGAGUGAGUACCGGCGCGUGGAUGCAAACCAAGGGCGGCUGCGGUACGUCGAGGUCUCUCGAAAGGAACCGUUUCUGCUCAGCUCCUUUGUGCUCGACAACGAUGGCACCGGCUGGACGCUGGAGCACCGGGUGGCGCUCAGCAAGCUCUGGGCGGAUGGAGGCCACCUAUGGCUGCCCUUACCGGCGGGGAAGACGCCACAAAUUGAGCUUCUUGACCCACUUAACGCCAAUGUGGUGUACCUCACGGUUGACAAGAAACACGUCAUCGUCGUGGACAUGAACAUGAAGAAGGUGAUUGGGAGCUAUCGGUAUGGAAAGGACUUCUCUGUACCAUGUGUUCUUCCUCCGUGGCUUGGAUCGAGCCGGAUCCCUUCUGCAGGUAAGGCCACCGGAAAAGACAAGACUCUGUCAGACGUGUUGGUUCGCUCAGACAUCCAGUAGAAGAGACGAAGGUUUCUUAAAACUAAGAGGUGGUGAUGUCCAAUCCUGAUGGUGGUCUCUCAUUUUGGGGAAAAUCUGGAGAAGUCCUGGUUUGAUGGAGUUUUGCGAUCAACUUACUGUAUCUCAUUUUGAGGGGAAACUUGGAGAAUUUUCAGACUAUGGGUUCACAACAGAACAGAGCAUUGCAGUCGAAUUGCUAACUCAGUCAGCAAGUAACGGGCAUCACAGAGCAUCGUGUAUGUCGUGUUUUACUAGCUAGAAAAUACAUUCCUAGAAAAGGGUUGGUGCUUGGACAUGUUUACUCUUGUGCAAUUAUCAUAUUUAUUUACGGGUCCUUGCGUAACCCAUCCAUGCUG
Molecule: messenger RNA, 1742 nt
Organism: Aegilops tauschii subsp. strangulata
Lineage: Eukaryota; Viridiplantae; Streptophyta; Magnoliopsida; Poales; Poaceae
Source: RefSeq, a predicted model, not a curated record